This is a messenger RNA of Komagataella phaffii GS115, 750 nucleotides long. RefSeq names its product Peroxisomal membrane protein. The transcript has a single exon. Gene Ontology annotation, cellular component: peroxisomal membrane. The record is from RefSeq and is a predicted model, not a curated record. Gene Ontology annotation, biological process: peroxisome fission; regulation of peroxisome size. The coding region runs from base 1 to 750 and encodes 249 amino acids. Lineage: Eukaryota; Fungi; Ascomycota; Pichiomycetes; Pichiales; Pichiaceae.
AUGGUUUUAGACACUGUUGUUUACCACCCCACACUGGAUAAGGUUAUCCAGUAUCUGGACAGCUCGGCAGGUAGAGACAAAUUGCUCCGUCUGUUGCAAUAUUUAACCAAGUUUGUCUCUUUCUACCUGAUCAAGAAUGGACAUUCAAUUGUUACUGCCCAGACAGUACGCCGAAUAGAGGCUAUUGCAACCUUGAACAGGAAGGCUCUGAGAUUCCUCAAGCCCCUGAACCACCUCAAAUCUGCUUCGGCAACUUUUGACAAUAAACUAACCGACAAGGUCACCAGAUAUUCACAGGUGUUGCGAGAUCUCGGCUACGCUGUCUACCUGGCAUUGGACUCUGUUUCCUGGUUCAAGCAGCUCGGUAUCUCCUCCACUAAAAGACUGCCUCAAGUUCAAAAACUGGCCUCAUUAUUUUGGUUCGUCGCCGUUGUCGGUGGAGCAGUCAAUGAUCUGAGAAAGAUCAGAUUGUCUCAACAGAAAGUGGCCUCUCUCAAACAAGAGCUGGUUGUCACUUCAGACAAGGAGGGAGAACAAACAGUCUCCAAGGAGACCAUCAACUUAAUCGAGUCAGAAUCCAAACUGAUUGGUAGCACGACAAUAACUCUUAUCAGGGAUCUGUUGGAUGGUUAUAUCGCUCUUAACGGCUUUGCCUUACAAAACAAAGAUGAGAAGGUUGGAUUGGCCGGUGUCAUUUCCUCCUUGAUAGGAAUUAGGGAUGUCUGGCAGGGAAAAUACAUCAAUGAAUGA